This is a messenger RNA of Cicer arietinum (chickpea), 2909 nucleotides long. The record is from RefSeq and is a predicted model, not a curated record. Lineage: Eukaryota; Viridiplantae; Streptophyta; Magnoliopsida; Fabales; Fabaceae.
UUGCCAUAGAGCCGCAAACACCCACAUCCAACGAUAUAUUCAUAAGACCACCUCAAACUCUCGGUGCCCUACUUCGCAAAUUAUCAAGAUUUACCACCAAAAACAUUCAUUCAUUAGAACCGACCACUAUUUCAUUUUUGAGUUUUUCAUUGAAGUUAAAGGUCUUUUGUUGAAGUAUGGGAGAUAGUGAAACAGUAGUUGCAGAAGCAUCUGCGGCUGAGGCGUAUCCACCGGCGGGAUACAACAACACCGUCUCAAAUCCUGUUAACGAGGCUGGUGCUACCGUUGAGAUUUCCGGAGAAGCUGCCGCUCAGGCCAAUUCAAGCUAUGAAUUUGCUUAUUCUGGUGAUGGGAAUGCGUAUGCUGCCGGCGAUCCUAAUUCGGUUCUACAACAAGCUCAAUUUGGUGCAACGAAUGAAUCCAAGCAAGGUGCUGGAGUGCCGGACGCUAAUGAGGCCUCUGGUGUGUCGGGAAAGGAAGCUAUGGAGUCUGCCAUGGUUUCUGGUGAUCAUUCGACUGUAAAUGGCGGUGUUGGUUCAGUUGGACUUGAAAAUGGAAAUGCAUUGGAGAAUGUUGAUGGGUCAGAUGAUAAACAACUUACAGAUGCUUACGCUGCCUUGUCUGCUGAAGAAGAUCGACUGUGGAAUAUUGUAACAGCUAAUUCUUCAGAUUUUACUGCUUGGACGUCUUUGAUUGAAGAGACAGAGAAGGUGGCUGAGAACAACAUUUUGAAGAUUCGUAGAGUCUAUGAUGCUUUCCUAGCAGAAUUCCCCUUGUGUUAUGGGUAUUGGAAGAAAUAUGCCGACCAUGAGGCGCGCCUUGGCUCUGUUGAUAAAGUUGUUGAAGUUUAUGAACGUGCUGUUCAAGGGGUUACUUAUUCAGUGGACAUGUGGUUGCAUUAUUGUAUAUUUGCUAUAAGCACGUAUGGGGAUCCAGACACAGUUCGUAGAGUCCGUGCAACAGCGCUAUCUCCCUUUUAUGGCGGAAAAGCUUUGAUGGGAUUGCUUUUUGAACGAGGAUUAGCUUAUGUUGGAACAGAUUAUCUUUCGUUUCCUCUUUGGGAUAAAUACAUUGAGUAUGAGUACAUUCAGCAAGACUGGGCUCGCCUUGCCUUGAUCUAUACCAGAAUAUUAGAGAAUCCAAAUCAGCAGUUGGAUCGGUAUUUCAGCAGCUUCAAGGAGUUGGCUAGUAAUCGACCUUUGUCAGAAUUAAGGACAGCUGACGAAGCUGCUGCAGUGGCUGAUGUUGUUUCAGAGGGUACUGGCCAAGCUGUUGAAGGAGAGGUUCGUCCUGAUGGUGCAGAGAAUUCUCCCAAACCUGUAAGUGCUGGAUUAACAGAAGCAGAAGAGUUGGAGAAGUAUAUCGGCAUUAGAGAAGAGAUGUUUAAGAAAGCUAAAGAGUUCGAUUCCAAGAUCAUUGGUUUUGAAACAGCUAUCAGGAGGCCCUACUUUCAUGUACGGCCCCUUAAUAUUGGGGAGCUUGAGAAUUGGCACAACUAUCUUGACUUCAUAGAAAGAGAAGGUGACUUGAGCAAGAUUGUCAAGUUGUAUGAGAGAUGUGUCAUUGCCUGUGCCAACUACCCUGAGUACUGGAUACGCUAUGUUUUGUGUAUGGAAGCUAGUGAAAGUAUGGAUCUUGCAAAUAACGUUCUUGCUCGGGCGAGCCAAGUCUUUGUCAAGAGACAACCAGAGAUACAUCUUUUUUGUGCUCGGUUCAGGGAGCAGGCCGGUGAUCUAGUGGGUGCUAGGGCUGCGUAUCAACUUGUGCACACUGAAAUUUCUCCAGGUCUUCUUGAAGCAAUAAUAAGGCAUGGCAAUAUGGAAUAUCGAUUGGGGAAGUUGGAAGAUGCCUUCUCAUUGUAUGAACAGGCCAUUGCCAUUGAGAAAGGAAAAGAACAUUCACAAACACUGCCAAUGUUGUUCGCUCAGUAUUCUCGAUUUGUUUAUUUGGCCUCUGGCAAUGCAGAAAAAGCUAGAGAGAUUUUAGUUGGGGGGCUUGAUAAUGCUACGCUGUCAAAGCCACUACUUGAGGCUUUAUUGCAUUUUGAGGCUAUUCAACCCCAACCAAAGCGAGUUGAUAUUGACUUUCUAGAGUCAUUGGUUGUCAAAUUCGUUACGCCCAACCCAGAGAGCCACAGUGUAGCAAGUGCAACAGAGCGUGAGGAACUUUCUAGCAUUUUUCUGGAGUUUUUAAAUCUCUUUGGUGAUGUUCAAUCUAUCAAGAGGGGUGAAGAUAGGCAUGCCAAACUGUUCCUUCCACACAGAAGCAUGUCGGAGUUGAAAAAACGUCAUGCAGAGGAUUUCUUAGCUUCAGAUAAAACUAAAGUGCCGAGAGCUUAUUCUGCCCAAUCACCUGCCCAGUCUCUAAUGGGUGCAUAUCCAAAUGCACCUAAUCAAUGGACUAACUAUGGAGCACAGCCUCAAACUUGGCCGGCGGCCACACAAGCACAAGCACAACAAUGGCCUGCUGGUUACACCCAACAGGCUUCCUAUGGCGCUUAUGCUGGAUAUGGAGGCAACUAUGCUAACCCACAAGUGCCUACAUCGGUUCCACCAAGCACUGCUGCAUACGGAGCCUAUCCUCCUGCAUAUCCCGCACAGCCGGCACUGCCUCAACAAAAUUAUGCACAACCUGUUGCAGCCCCGACACAGCAACCCGCAGCAGUUCCUCAGGCCUAUUACGGAAGUUACUACUAAAAUGAGAUGGCAACUGUUUUCGCUUUCUGUAAUUUUUUCCUUGAAUAUUGUAGGUUUUUGGUAUUUAGGGAUUUUGGCGCAUAGAUGCAGUGUAAGCUUUAAGUAAUACUAUUACUACUCACCAUACUAAGGAUAGAAAAUCAUUUUGACUUGCAUACGACAUUUUAUUCGUAUUGUUCGAUUCACUGGUUAGUGGAGUGCUUACAUUUUUCA